Nannizzia gypsea CBS 118893 is the source of this 909-nucleotide messenger RNA. RefSeq lists its product as hypothetical. Gene Ontology annotation, biological process: biosynthetic process. Lineage: Eukaryota; Fungi; Ascomycota; Eurotiomycetes; Onygenales; Arthrodermataceae. The record is from RefSeq and is a predicted model, not a curated record. The transcript has a single exon. The coding region runs from base 1 to 909 and encodes 302 amino acids.
AUGGAUACCAUUACUCUCCUUCAGGGUGACCCUGACUCCAACCUCACUCCUCUGAUUCUUGUCCACGCCAUUUCUGGACUUGCGCUGCCAUACUUUGCCCUCGGUCCUCUCUCCGAGAUCGAAGAGGAUCGUCCAGUAUACGGCAUCUCCUCACCAAUGUUCACAUCGACCUUGGCAAAUCCAUUAGAUGGCACUUUGGCACAGCUAGCAGAGGAAUAUGUUGCAACUGUUCGUCGUGAGAUCCAGCCUUUUGGGCCAUACCUUCUAGGGGGCUGGUCUAUGGGUGGCAUGAUCGCAAUGGAGAUGGCCGCUAUACUCCAGGCACAGGGCGACGAAGUACCACAUGUCAUACUGAUUGAUUCAGUAAAUCCAAAGUACUUUCCUGCAUUUCAAGACAAGAAGCAGCACGAUAUACAAGCAGCAAUUACCUAUAAUGCUAUUGCUACCCGAAUGAAUGCCCCUGCGAUCCCACUAUUCCAAUGCGGCCUGUUUGAAGAUGACUAUUAUAGCAGCAGUGGUGAAGAGAGCAACAAUGACAGCGAUACUGAAGAGUUCACGGAAGAGCUUUCCGUUCCUGAAAUGCUAGGCAGGAUGAGGAAACAUAUCCACCAAGGACUUGGUGUUUUGGCCUCACAGAGCAGCAGGGUGGACGAGUUCGAUUUUAGUGAGACAGAAGUUACGUUGAUUAGAUGCACAGUUCGCGACAGCAUAGAUUCCCUAGUCAACGACCGGCGCAAAAUGCUCGCACAAAAGCGAUCUCAGGACAAUACACUACUGUGGCCCGCGCAAUCAUUCAAGUCGUUCAGGACCCUUACUAUCGAUGCUACACACGACGGCUGCUUUGAUUCUGAGCACGCUGAUGAACUGACAUUCCUUGUCAAGGACGUGUUGGAUAAUCUUGACUACUGA